AUGGGUGUGAAGCAGGCUCUAAGGAGCAUCGAUGCGUUCCCAAGAGCAGAGGAUCAUUUGCUGCAGAAAACACAAUCUGGUGCAGUUGUAUCGAUUGUUGGACUCUUUAUAAUGGCUACUUUGUUCUUGCACGAGCUGAGUUACUAUCUUAACACACUUACAGUGCAUCAGAUGUCUGUGGACUUAAAGCGCGGAGAAACUCUUCCAAUUCAUGUUAAUAUGACGUUUCCAUCUUUGCCUUGUGAUGUAUUGAGCGUGGAUGCGAUCGACAUGUCAGGGAAGCAUGAAGUGGAUCUCGAUACAAACAUUUGGAAGCUCCGUCUCAACAGUCAUGGUCAUAUCAUUGGCACAGAAUACAUAUCUGAUCUUGUUGAAAAAGAGCAUGAUCACUCAGCUCACAAGCAUGAUGGCAAAGAAGAACCCAAGAAUGAGACCGAGUCAUUCAAUUUUCUCGGCUUUGAUCAAGCUGCUGAGACAAUGAUUAAAAAGGUGAAGCAAGCAUUGGCAGAUGGAGAAGGAUGUCGGGUUUAUGGUGUCAUAGAUGUACAACGAGUUGCUGGAAACUUCCAUAUCUCAGUUCAUGGACUAAACAUCUACGUUGCUCAGAUGAUAUUUGGUGGUUCGAAAAACGUAAAUGUGAGCCAUAUGAUUCAUGAUCUCUCCUUUGGGCCGAAAUACCCUGGAAUUCACAACCCGCUUGAUGAUACAAACCGAAUCCUACAUGACACCAGUGGAACAUUCAAAUACUAUAUCAAGAUUGUUCCUACGGAAUACAGAUAUCUCUCAAAGGACAUACUCUCAACAAAUCAGUACUCUGUAACUGAAUAUUACACACCGAUGAAUGAAUUUGACCGGACAUGGCCAGCUGUCUACUUCUUAUAUGAUCUUUCACCAAUCACUGUGACAAUCAAGGAAGAACGACGUAGUUUUCUCCACUUGAUCACUCGGCUUUGCGCUGUAUUAGGCGGUACCUUUGCUCUCACAGGAAUGCUAGAUCGUUGGAUGUUCCGUUUGAUUGAAUCUUUCACUAAGAAGCCGAGUACCAGAAGCAUACACAAGUGA
Microthlaspi erraticum is the source of this 1062-nucleotide messenger RNA. The record is from the annotation of a GenBank genome assembly. NCBI's taxonomy places the organism in Eukaryota, Viridiplantae, Streptophyta, Magnoliopsida, Brassicales, Brassicaceae.